AUGUCACGACACGCCCAAGUGGAGGAGGUGUACGACUCCGACCCGGAGGAAGUUGCUCCCUCCGAUUCCUCGCCCGCCAACUUUGCCAAUGAGUCCCUCCUUUCUGGAGCCGGAGUACCUAUGUCUGGCUCAGUACCCAUGAGACCCGCUCCCGAACCUCAGCGCGAAAUCCCCAAGCGUUACCAGUGCCUGUAUCCGAUAUACUUCGACAAGUCGCGGACCCGCGCGGAGGGCCGCAAGGUCGGAGGUGAGCUGGCGGUUGAGAACCCGCUAGCGAGGGACAUUGUCGAUGCGGUGCAGAUGUUGGGGCUGAAUGUCGGGUUCGAGCCUGAGAAGCUGCACCCGAAAGACUGGGCCAACCCUGGACGUGUGCGCGUUUUGCUGAAGAACGAGGAUGGCAAAUUGGUUAACUCGAGGAUCAAGAACAAGCACCACCUUUACAUCCUCGUGGCGCAAUACCUCAAGGCUCACCCUACCACCGAAGAAUCCCCCUACCGUCUUAGAAUUCGAGGACUCCCUAUGCCCGAUAAACUGCCUGCUGCGCCUGCCGCUCCCCGCGGAUGGAAGAUCGGAAAGAUCCUGCCGAUACACUCUCCGGCCUACAGCGGUGGUGGAGUCAGCGAUAACCCGCUCAAGGACGCCAUGGCUGAAAUGCAGAACAUGCAGGGUAUGCCCGGAAUGCCCCAGAUACCUGGAAUGCCGGAUCUGGCAGGAAUGAUGGGAGGAAUGGGAGGAAUGGGUGGAAGUCCGUCUGCUGGAGGCAGCGAAAAGAAGAAGAAGGAUAAGAAGAAGGGCAAGGCGUGA
This is a messenger RNA of Aspergillus niger, 804 nucleotides long. RefSeq lists its product as uncharacterized. Bases 1 to 804 code for a protein of 267 amino acids. NCBI's taxonomy places the organism in Eukaryota, Fungi, Ascomycota, Eurotiomycetes, Eurotiales, Aspergillaceae. Gene Ontology annotation, biological process: SRP-dependent cotranslational protein targeting to membrane; SRP-dependent cotranslational protein targeting to membrane, signal sequence recognition. Gene Ontology annotation, cellular component: signal recognition particle, endoplasmic reticulum targeting. The transcript has 2 exons. Gene Ontology annotation, molecular function: 7S RNA binding. The record is from RefSeq and is a predicted model, not a curated record.